AUGGGUCGCUAUCCGUUGAAAUCCUACUUUGCUCCUUCAAAACUGUUCUUUUAUUUUUGGUUCUGGGGCCUACAUUUCGCUGUCUUUGGAAUUGGAUGGAACUAUCAAGCAACGAGCAAGCCGUUGGCACCUCUGAAUGCGCUUUCUUAUUCAGUAUAUAUUUCUCGAGGUUCUGGCCUGGUAUUGACUUUUGACGGGACACUCAUAUUGCUACCCAUGUGCAGAAAUAUCAUGAAAUUUCUACGACCGAAGUUAAGAUGGCUACCCCUUGACGAAACGAUAUGGUUUCAUCGCCAGGUGGCGUAUGCAAUACUGGUAUUUACCAUUCUCCACGUUGCAGGCCACUAUGUAAAUUUCUACCAUAUCGAACUGACGCAGCUGCGCCCCCAGUCGGCUUUACAAAUACAUUAUACCCAACCUGGUGGAGUGACAGGACAUGUGAUGCUUUUCUGCAUGAUGCUCAUGUACACAACUUCACACCAUCGGAUUCGCCAGCAGUCAUUUGAGACCUUCUGGUACACCCAUCAUUUAUUUAUCCCAUUCCUGUUGGCGCUCUACACCCAUGCUACAGGCUGUUUCGUCCGAGACAGCACAGAACCAUACUCACCGCUUGCUGGGGAGCGUUUCUGGAAUCAUUGUAUAGGUUAUCAAGGAUGGCGGUGGGAGCUCGUGGCCGGGGGUCUCUACUUGUGCGAGCGUUUGUGGCGCGAGAUUCGGGCGUUGCGUGAAACAGAAAUUGUGAAGGUGAUUCGUCAUCCAUACGAUGCCAUGGAAAUCCAAUUCCGCAAGCCAAGCUUCAAAUACAAGGCCGGACAAUGGCUUUUUAUUCAAGUCCCCGAAGUGUCCAACACUCAAUGGCAUCCCUUCACCAUUACCUCUUGCCCCUUUGACGAAUACGUCAGUAUCCACGUACGUCAAGUCGGCGAUUUCACACGCGCACUUGGUGACGCCCUGGGAUGUGGUCCUGCACAAGCAAGAGACUUGGAAGGACUCGACCCUAUGGGAAUGUACGAAGUUGCACUCGAAAACGGACAGCAGAUGCCAAAGCUCCGAGUUGACGGACCUUAUGGUGCUCCGGCCGAAGAUGUUUUUGAAAACGAAAUCGCCGUCCUAAUCGGAACUGGUAUCGGCGUGACCCCCUGGGCCUCCAUCCUCAAAAACAUUUGGCAUCAGCGCGCCAGUCCCAACCCUCCCAGACGUCUUCGCCGAGUCGAGUUUAUCUGGAUUUGCAAAGAUACAACCUCCUUUGAGUGGUUUCAAGCCCUCCUCUCAUCUCUAGAAGCUCAAUCCGCAACCGACGCCGCUUAUGCAGGAAUAUCAGAGUUCUUGCGCAUCCAUAUCUACCUCACACAACGUCUGGAUCAAGACGAAACCGCCAAUAUAUACCUCAACUCCGUCGGCCGAGAUCUCGACCCCCUGACUGAACUCAAGAGCAGAACCAACUUCGGUCGUCCCGACUUCAAGCGUCUCUUUACAGCCAUGCGGGAUGGACUGCAGGAUCAGUCCUACCUGAGAGGGCUAAAUACGCAGUCGAAGACCCGUAUCGGUGUUUACUUUUGCGGGCCUAAUCUUGCUGCAAGGCAGAUUAAAGCCGCAGCAAAAACCGCAUCUACAAGCGAAGUCAGGUUUAAGUUCUGGAAAGAACACUUCUAA
Molecule: messenger RNA, 1653 nt
Organism: Aspergillus puulaauensis
Lineage: Eukaryota; Fungi; Ascomycota; Eurotiomycetes; Eurotiales; Aspergillaceae
Product: putative NADPH oxidase (NoxA)
Exons: 4
Coding region: 1-1653 (550 amino acids)
Biological process (GO): defense response; superoxide anion generation
Cellular component (GO): plasma membrane; NADPH oxidase complex
Molecular function (GO): superoxide-generating NAD(P)H oxidase activity
Source: RefSeq, a predicted model, not a curated record